This is a messenger RNA of Porites lobata, 2401 nucleotides long. NCBI's taxonomy places the organism in Eukaryota, Metazoa, Cnidaria, Anthozoa, Scleractinia, Poritidae. The record is from the annotation of a GenBank genome assembly.
AUGGCUAGCCUCUACAAAACUGCUGUGACAGAAAGCGUAAGGGCCCCAAAUUUUAAUGUAACAGGUUAUUGUAGUAAGCAGCAAAAAGCAUCUUGAAACAACAUAAUGGAACGUAGAGCGCAGCCAAAUGGCACAAUCAUGGCGUCGAAACGUGUGGAAAUAGGCCCUGUCUCCGAAGCCCCCCCCAUUCUUCCUGUGGCUAAAUAUUUUGUGCCUAUUUUCUUGAUUGCCUUCUGAGCUCCUGAUGAGACAAGGCUUUCAUCAUUUUGUUAACUUAAGGCACUGAUGAGCUCAUCAUAUCGUGUUAUCUUAGAGACCAAAAUAAGUUAAUAGUAGAAGAUACAUAAAAUGGUCGGGGUCCUGCAUUUUACAGUUGUCCUCAGAGGAUGAAAUAGAAAUCAAAGGUGCUCUGGCUGCAAUAGAAAAGGAGGAAAUAAGAUUUACGAUACAGAGAGAAGAGCAGGAUUUGACGCGAUGUUAAGACAAAUCAGAGUCUCUUGUGACGAGUAAAAUCAGAGAAGAUGAUCUAAUCAACUCAAAAAGUGAAUGGAGCUACGUUCGCAUCCCAAGGACUGUUGCAAGCCAAUAGCCUCAUCACUACUACGGGUUAUUUUUCACACAUUACUACGUAGAGUGUCUGUUAUUUUGAAUACUGUGACGAUCAACUAAGGAGGUCGUUAGACGAAACUAGUUUUGUGAAUCGCCAUAUAAAUGUAAUAGUGUGUUGAAGGUGGAAACAAAUUAGGUUUUUUUCCUUUGUUACUGAAAUACUUCAAAGAAAGGCCCAGCAAAUUAAAGAUGCAGUCAUCGAAGCCAAGUGGGUGGCUGCUCAGCUACAACUUAUGACUGGGCAGCUAGACCGCUUGAUCCACGAUAUUUUGGCUGAGGAUAAUGAGUAGCAUAAAAACUAUCCUGGCAAAUAAAAGUAAAAAACAUAAAAUUUGUUAAUAAUUUGUAUACAUAUACUUUCAAUAUAAAGAAAAAGUUUUUGAAGAAAAUGUAAUAAAAAUAACAUCUUUAUUAAAGAGAAAAGAGUACAAAGCAGUUGCAACCUGUUUUUUUUGUUUUAAAAAUAUGUGUAUACAGUCAAUAAAAAAAAAUUAUACUUAUACGGUCAAUGGAAAAAGAAAAAACUAUUUCAUCAGAAAUUUUUCCUAUUGUGUAUAGUCUCAUGUCUCUCCGUAUUAUCCUCUUCAUCUCUAUCACCCUCCACUUCUUUAACUGACUUUCUUGAUGUAGCAAUCUACUACUUUUGUCACAAAGUAACAUCCCUUCUCUAAGCAGCACUUCCUGCAUCAUGCACUGUAUGAUUUUUCCCACCAACUUCUAUGAAUUUCCAAAUAAGGGAAGCACCUAGCAAGCAAUAAUAUAAAUAAAUAUAUUUAAGACCCCUUACCCCUUAUCCUUAAUUAGUAUAAAUGGAAAGCUGAACAAAGAGUUUUCUGCCAUCUGAUUGGUUGAGCGGUUCCGCAUAUGACGCUAUUUUCACCGCCUAGCGUGGUGAAUAUAAGACCAAAACAACAUGGUUGCCAGCAGCCGUUUUGCAAACGUUUCGGACGAGGAAAUCAGAGAAAUAAAGGUCAAUGCGGUCCCGAAAUCAACACAAAAUGCUACGAAGUAUGGUUAAGACUUUUCAAAGGUAAGUCAACUUCUUCCGAAAGUCUUACUAUUUUAUUUUGAAACUUAACAAACUGUCACAGAUCGAUAACAGAAGCUGAACUUGCUGUUUAAUAUUUGUUUCUCAGAAAGGUUUGCACAACAAGCUGAAUUCACAACUGAGUUUGAGUCCAUGGAAGUGACAGAAAUAAACAACUGUCUCUCAAAGUUUUACUUAUCAGCAAGAAAGCAAGACAGAAGUCAUUACAAGAAGACAAGUCUGUUGUCUAUCAGGGCAGGCCUACAUCGCUAUCUACGAUCACCGCCUAUAAAUAAGAAAUUCUUCAUUUGCGACACAAUUCAAUUUAACGAGGCAAAUAAAGCUUUAAAUUCCUACCUUAAGCACCUUGCCAGUAGAGGGAAAAUUGCCGGUACGGCUCACAAAAAUCCCUUAACAGCGGAAGUAAUACAAAAGCUGUUUGAGGCAGGAGAAUUGGCGUGUGCGGAAACAAAAAAUCCUCUCGCUUUGCUGCAGACAACAUGCUCUUACGUUUCUCUCUUUCUCGGGAAAAGAGGGAGAGAAAAUCAAAGUUUAAUGAAGAAAUUUAUGCUCCGUCUGACGGUGACAGCUAGAGGUGAAGAAUUCUUUGAGCUAAAUAAAGCAGAACCAGGCGCAGUGCUCUCCACUAAAAAUCACACGGGCGGCAUUGAUGGCAGUGAAGAUCACGGAGAUGGGAAAAUAUUCUCAUGCCCCGCUUCCAAAAGAUGCCGGUUAAGAAUAUUAAAGCGUACCUUUCCCGUCUGA